AUGCCGGCUCGCUCGCUCCCUCCCUCCCUGCGACGCUAUCAAAUGAUGCUGUUUGGAAAAAUUUAUCAGCAGUUGUGUGGCUUACAGAAACUCCCAUGGUCAUGUGAUUCCAGACACUUCUGGGGCUGGCUGAAUGCAGUGUUUAAUAAAGUGGAUUACGAUCGCAUCAGGGAUGUUGGCCCUGACAGGGCUGCAUCUGAAUGGCUAUUACGCUGUGGGGCCACAGUGCGCUACCAUGGCCAAGAGAGGUGGCAGAAGGACUACAACAACCUCCCAACAGGCCCUCUGCACAAAUACAAGAUUCAAGCAAUCGAUGCCACCAACUCUUGUAUCAUGAGCAUUGGAUUUGAUUACAUGGAGGGCCUAGAGCAUGUUGAAAAAAUAACACUAUGCAAGUGUCAUUAUAUUGAGGAUGACUGUUUGCAGAGGCUUAGUCAACUUGAAAAAUUACAAAAAAGUCUACUGGAAAUGGAAAUAAUUUCCUGCGGGAAUAUCACAGACAAAGGCAUCAUUGCUUUGUGUAAUUUAAGAAACCUCAGGUAUUUGUUGUUAACUGAUCUUCCUGGAGUAAAAGAAAACAAGAAAGAAAAUCUUGUCCAAGUCUUUAAGACGGCAUUGCCUUCUCUGGAACUAAAAUUGAACUUGAAGUAAAAUAAUAAGAAUCAGUAAGUGUCUUACUUCAUUAUGAAGGAUCACUUGAAAUUGUUGAUCCUAAAGAGCAACAAAUACUAUAUAAUCAUCAACAGAAACUGUAGAGAAUCUGUCAUAUAUAGAAGAUAAAUAUUAGAUGUGACUCACUAAAGUUUCUAAAUUGGAAGUGAGAAAUUAUGUACAUUAAAUCAUUUUAAGAAAAGUGAAAACUAGGUGACAAUUUAAUUCUAAAUA
This is a messenger RNA of Marmota flaviventris (yellow-bellied marmot), 885 nucleotides long. RefSeq names its product distal membrane arm assembly component 2 like (gene Dmac2l). The record is from RefSeq and is a predicted model, not a curated record. NCBI's taxonomy places the organism in Eukaryota, Metazoa, Chordata, Mammalia, Rodentia, Sciuridae.